UAUGGAGAGACAUUCUCAUUAUAUAUAUUUGGUCAAAAAAUAACCAUGGUUGGAAAGGAAACAACUCACGAAAUAUUAAAAAAAGAUCAAGAGUUUAGUUUUAGCGAAGCCAUUAGAAUGCGAUUACCACUACGUUACCUAUUUAAUAAUAUGGAUUUAGAGAAAAAUAAUAAAUUAAUGAGAGAAUAUAUCACAGGAAAAUUAAUAUAUCUUAUGGGCAGGUUACAAAGAGAUGUUAUUAUGGCCAUAGAACUUUAUAUUGGUGAAUGUAUUGAACCAAAGAUUAUUCAUGAUCCAUAUAAAACUUUAACAAAUAUUAUCGCAAUUCCGGUUUCUACUGUUAUUGUCGGUGAAGUAGAUGGAUUACAAUGUUACUUAGAUGACCCCGAAAUAACUCCUGAUCUCAAUCCAAAUAAUGUAAAUUAUGAUUUUAUUGUUGAUGCAAUCUGCGUUUUUAUUUUUUCUGCUAUGGGAACAACGAUUGAUAGUGCUAACUUUGUUUUAUAUGAUUUGGUAAAAAGGAAACAAUAUUGGCACGAAUUAUAUCAGGAAGCUCAGGAAAUUAAUAAGCAGUGUAAUGGAAACGAACUUACAUCUGGUGAUAUUGCUAAGAUGGUGAAGUUAGAUGGUUUUGUUAAAGAAUCUUUAAGAUUCUUAACUAGACAUCGUAUGAUUGGUUUACCACACAAAUGUAUUUCUAAAUCUUAUUAUACGCUUGCAAAUGGAUAUCAAAUCCCAAAUGGUUGUAUAGUCCUUAUAAACAUUAUUGAUACUCAUAAUGAUGAAGGGAUUCAAGGUCAAAAUCCCACAGAAUUUUAUGCAUACCGUCAUUUAGAACGUAAUUCUCCUGCAACAAAACUUGACC
Molecule: messenger RNA, 865 nt
Organism: Dentiscutata heterogama
Lineage: Eukaryota; Fungi; Glomeromycota; Glomeromycetes; Diversisporales; Gigasporaceae
Source: the annotation of a GenBank genome assembly